Lachancea sp. 'fantastica' is the source of this 1344-nucleotide messenger RNA. Lineage: Eukaryota; Fungi; Ascomycota; Saccharomycetes; Saccharomycetales; Saccharomycetaceae. The record is from the annotation of a GenBank genome assembly.
AUGAGCAAAGACGUCUUUCCACUAUUAGAUCUUCAGGAACUUGUUGUGUGUCUUCAAAGCUGCGAUUUUGCGCUUGCCAAUGAGGAGAACAUAGCUAGACCAUCUUCCAAGUAUGUCGUCACACUAUAUAAGCAAAUCAUAGACAGUUUCUCUGGAAUAUCUCCCGAUACACUCAUAAAUAAUGGAGAGUUGCUUCUGGAGUCGAGCGGAACUCAUAUUGACGAUGAUCCAGUCUAUAGAGAUACGCUUCAAAUGCUUACGCUGAACAAGAUCUGCUUCAAGUUCUUCGAGGACGUAGGCGUCCCAGAUUUCAAUAUGAUGGACCUCUACAAGCCCGAAGCACAACGGACUCAGCGGUUUCUGAGCGCUGUGGUGAACUAUGCGCGUUUCAGAGAAGAACGCAUGCUUGAUUGUGACCAAUUCAUGUCGCAGACAGAAACUUUACUGGGACAGUUGCGUCAAAAGCUAGAUGACCACAACUUCCUGCAACUACAGGUUCAGAAACUCGAGGAAGCUUCCAGUUUUGCAGACGGGGAAACGCUCGUUUCGUUAGAAAGUAAUAACCGCAAUCUGGAAAACCAGUUGAAGAAACUUACACAGGUUCAGGAAACAUUUUCCAUCGAUUACAACAACUACAAAAGCAGUAAGCGUAAAAUGCUGGCCGAACUGGAAAGUUUGGGCUUUGAGCUGAUUGAGCUUGAAUUGCAACGUGGCAAGCUACAGCGCUACUCCGAAGCAGAUGUAGGAAGCUUACAGGCAAGUAUCAAAGAGCUGUCACAAGCCCUGGAGGAGCAAAGUGAAAGCCUUUCGAGGCUUCAAAAGCAGCACCGCAAUCUUGCAAAGGCUAUGUCAACAUUCCAAACGGUCACAACAGAGCUCUACGAGCUUCUACGAGUGAUUUCGACAGAUUUGCAGAAAUCACAUCUUCAGGAAGUGGGCAUCUUGGAGCUUAAAGAGCAGCUUUUGAACAAUAGGGCCAAAUUAGAACAUUUGCUCACAUCCGGGGUAACGGUUAAAUUGACGAAUAUGCAAACUCAGCUGGAAAGUCGUAAAAAAAGCAUCCGAGAGCUAGAAGACUCCACCCGAAUCGAACACCAAGAAAACUCCAGUGUGCUACACACUUUACAAACCCAAUUCUCACAAGAAAUCUUGCCGGAGGUUCGAAAGAUCGACGAGCAUGUGGAAAGUGAGCUUUAUGGCGUUGUCAUCAAGGGUCUGGAAAAAGACAUGCAACAGUUGAGGGAAGAUUUCAAAAAAGAAUCGGAUGCCAUAGAGCUCGAGUACUCGCUCUUGGCCACUCACAUAAACAAUUACAUGAGCAGCAUGCUUCAAAGGAUACGAUAA